Messenger RNA from Linum tenue, 1245 nucleotides. Lineage: Eukaryota; Viridiplantae; Streptophyta; Magnoliopsida; Malpighiales; Linaceae. The record is from the annotation of a GenBank genome assembly.
CCUACAGUCCACAACUUGCCUCUUCCCUCCUCCUCCCUCUUGCCUAAAAUUAAAUUACCCAAAAAAAAGAAAGAUAGAAAAAACAAAAGAAAAAUGUCUCUUGACAAUGAACAAAUUCAGUGAAUCCACCUCCUCAAAAUCAUCUCCCCCUACCAAAAAACAUCCCAAACUUUGCCGCUUCCGUGCUCUGUUAUUAUUAUUACUCUGUAGUCUGUACACUGCAAGUAGCCUCAUAAAAUUUCUAACCCACCAAAAGCGGAAACCUCCCCAUUUCCUCCUCCUCCUCCUCCAGCUGGUGGAAAAUUAAGCUCAAAACCCAAAAGGAAGAUUUCAUUAAUCCAUCCUCUUCCUCUCCCUCUUCUUAAAAGAAAGGAAUCAUCCACACAGAGAGUAAGAGAUUAAUCUUCUUUGCUGCCUUCUUCUCCUUCUGCGAACAAUACUUCACUGGCCCUCCAUUUUCCCUUCAUCAGCAGCUUCACAGGCUCUUGAUUUUCUGGGAAAACGAAAUUUCAGCUGCUGGGGGUAAUUGGAAUCGCGAGAACUCUAGAGAACUGGCGGAUGAGUCGAGGAAUUUCUGGGCAACUCAUCACGGGAUCCGAGAAUCCCGAUCGAUCUACAGAACCAUUGCGUGACCGGCAUUAUGGAGAUGAUGACAUCGAGAAACAGAGUCUCUCCUCCGCCUUCGUAUUCCUCUUCGUCCGGUUCAAUUCCGGCUCCGCACCAUCUCAGGCCGGAGGUGGAGAAGAAGAGCUUGGAGUCUCUGUUUUUGUUAAUUGGGCUUACUGCGUCUCUGCUCAUACUGCCUCUCAUCCUUCCGCCGCUGCCGCCGCCGCCGUUUCUGCUGCUUCUGAUCCCGAUAGGGAUAAUGGUUCUGCUCAUAUCUGGGUUUCCUCCGUCUCCGCCCAGCUUUUUUCCUCCGCCUCUCUUAGCUUCUCUGUUCCGGCGCCGAUCAACCUCCACACGAGCCUUCCACCGACGAUCAAGAGUACAUCGGCGCCCGAUUCCCCUCCUUUGCCGCUGGCGCUCUUCCCCGCCGAUCCCGCAGCCGCCGCGAUCCCAAUUUCCCCUUCUCUGUUCCGUCGCCGAUCAACCUCCACACGAGCCUUCCACCGACGAUCCCCAUCACCGACGAUCAAGAGUACAUCGGCCCCCUAUUCUCCUCCUCCGACGCUGGCGCUCUUCACCGCCGAUCCCGCAGCCGCCGCGAUCUUGACGCGCAUGCGGUGGUUCUCGAGGUACUGGUAA